AUGUUGUACUCACUACUUGACAUUUGGAUGAUUAUACACGGAUCUGCGGCAGUGCUCGUUAAACCUUUGUCGUCCAUAUACUGGCUUAGCUUGCUAUUGUCUGGCACGCCUUCUGAUUCAUUCUGUAGAGAGCUUUCUGCAGCAUACUUCUUCGUCGGGCUAAUUGGUCGUCAAAGCCGUCGACCUGGUCCUGUACAUCCCUAUGUCGACUCUACCGAUCAGCCUUGUCAUAUUAACGCUCUCCGUCCUCGCCCUUAUCAAAAUGAAGACCGAGAGGGCGUCGAAGUUCUUCUGGGAGUGGAAGCUUUUCACUGUUCGUAUCUAAUGCGCAUAAUGCUGACCCGAAAGGACCUGCUUGUGCAUGUGGAGGGUAUCAAGGUGAAAAUCGGGAUCACGGAUGCGUGGCUCAUGAACGACGCAAAGGCGCUAAGCAUCAUCGCACAAGGCGUGAAACUGCCGGACCAGGCCAAAUUUCACUUUCCGGCGCUUACGAAAAGUUAUGCAGCGCUACGAAAGAUUUACAACCGAUCAAUAAUACAUAAUCGCGUGGUAACUUCACGGGUUUAA
Peronospora belbahrii is the source of this 567-nucleotide messenger RNA. NCBI's taxonomy places the organism in Eukaryota, Oomycota, Peronosporomycetes, Peronosporales, Peronosporaceae. The record is from the annotation of a GenBank genome assembly.